This is a messenger RNA of Plasmodium vinckei vinckei, 738 nucleotides long. RefSeq names its product SAP domain-containing protein, putative. The coding region runs from base 1 to 738 and encodes 245 amino acids. Gene Ontology annotation, cellular component: nucleus. The record is from RefSeq and is a predicted model, not a curated record. The transcript is spliced from 8 exons. Gene Ontology annotation, biological process: poly(A)+ mRNA export from nucleus. NCBI's taxonomy places the organism in Eukaryota, Apicomplexa, Aconoidasida, Haemosporida, Plasmodiidae.
AUGAGCAACUAUCAAAAUUUGAAAUGCUCAGAACUAAAGGAUUUGUUAGCUAAAAAAGGGCUACCGUCUCAUGGAAAAAAAAACGAAUUGUUAGAGAGACUAUUAAAACAUGAGCAAGAAACGGGAACCGGAUCUAAUUCGCAAGGGAUAGGUGAUAAUGGUGAUUCGAAGGACGGUGGAAAAAAUAAAAAAAAAAUUUCAGUGAAUACAAAAGAAGAAUAUAGCAAAGGUGGAUUAAGUAAAAUGACAAGCUAUUUUAAAAAUAUAUUAGGUUCUAAUACAUCUACUGAUAACUCAAAAUAUUAUGAUAAUGACAAUUCGAAAAAUAAUGAAAAUAAGAGUAACACUGAUGAAGAACAAAAAAAAGUUGUAAUAACCCAAAUAACUUUUUCAGAAUCAAAUUUAUCACCUCAAAAUACAUUACAAAAAAAUAUAAUUUCUCGAACAGAAGAUAAUCUUUAUUUAACUGAGGAAAAAAAACGAGAGAUGAGAAGAAAACGAUUUGGAACUGACUGUGUUUCCACACCAGCAGCUCUUGAAUCCAGAGCGAAAAGAUUUUGCAUUGUUACCAAACAAAUGGAAGAAGAAAAUAAGAAAAGAAGAGCAGAAAGAUUUGGAAUGAAUGUGGGCAAUUUGAACAAUAUUGAAAUGAAAAAAAAACGAGCCGAGAGAUUUGGUUCCAUAAAUGAUCAUGAAAAAUUAAAAGCCCGUGCCCUUAGAUUUGGCAUAACACAAUAA